ACUGCACGACAACUGGUCAGAUGCUGAUAAAAUUGACCGAGGGCCGAUUAUCUCCUUUGAAACUCCUAUAAUAGACUGCUGUGCCCAUUCCAAGAAGCUAUUCUAACCAAUAUACCCCAUCUCCAUUUCUAGUACCACUCGCUCAAAAUGGUUGCUCCUCCUCCAGACUGGGUCGCGAAGUUGACGCCCUCCGGGCCGCAGGGCAGUGAGCUCCUCGCAACGGAGCGUGCGAAGAGUAACAUCAACAUUGACAAGCUGUCCAGCUUCAUGUUCGGCAAGGAGGCUUUGGAGAAUGAGGCCAAGAUCUUGGCCAUCCUCCAGUCGGAGAAGGUGUUCGACAAGUCGCAAAAUGCCUUCAUGGGAAGAGUCGAGAAGUUCCCGGUUGCUCUCGCCAGGGCGAAGAAGCUGAGGCAGCUGCAAGUCAAGCACAACUGGAGCAUCGACGACUACAGAGUCGCCGAUGGCCUGAUCUCCGAGCCCGGCCCAUACGGACUUCACGCAUCUAUGUUCUUGACUGCCCUCAGAGACCAGGGAACUCCCGAACAACACAAGCUCUUCCUUGAGCCAGCAGAGAACUACAAAUACAUUGGUUGCUACGCCCAGACCGAGUUGGGACACGGCUCCAACGUUCGUGGUCUUGAGACCACCGCGACCUGGGACCCAGCCGACCAGACCUUCGUCAUUCACUCUCCCCAUCUCACUGCCUCCAAAUGGUGGAUUGGCUCUUUGGGCCGCACCGCAAACCACGCUGUGGUUAUGGCGCAGCUCGUUCUCAACGGAAAGUCCUUCGGACCACACCCUUUCGUUGUCCAAGUCCGAGACUUGAAGACUCACCAGCCCCUCGACGGUAUUUACGUCGGAGAUAUUGGACCAAAAUUCGGAUACAACACCAUGGAUAACGGUUUCAUCCUCUUCAACAAGGUCAAGAUCCCCCACGUCAACAUGUUGGCAAAGUACUCCAGCGUCGACGUAAAGACCAACAAGUAUGUCCGCCCAGCAGCUGCCUCGUUGGUUUACGGAACCAUGACCUGGGUUCGCUCCACCAUUGUGCUCCAGUCUGGCCAGACCCUGGCAAGAGGUGUGACCAUCGCCACCAGGUAUUGUGCUGUUCGCAGGCAAUUCCAGGACCGCGAUGAUGUCUCCAACGACGUCACCGAGAACCAAGUUCUCAACUACAGCAUGGUGCAAUUCCGUCUUCUCCCUCUCCUCGCAUCCACCUUCGCUCUCCACUUCACUGGCAAGGCCAUGAUGGAGAUGUACACACAGAACCAGGAGAGGAUGAAGAAGGCUGUUGCAAAUACCAGAAGAGGAGCUGGCCCAGAGGAGCUUCAGUCAGGCAGCGACAUGCUUGCUGAUCUCCACGCCACUUCUUGUGGUCUUAAGGCGCUUGGCAGCACCAUUGCUGCUGAGGGUCUGGAGGUGUGCAGAAGAGCUUGCGGUGGCCACGGUUACUCUCAGUUCUCUGGUAUCGGCAGCUGGUAUGCCGAUUACCUCCCAACCACCACCUGGGAGGGAGACAACUACAUGUUGACCCAGCAGGUUGCACGCUACCUCCUCAAGUCUGCACGUGCCGUCCUCAAGGGCAAGGCACCCGCCAACGACACCACCGAGAUCUUCCGCACCUUCUUGGACGCACAGGACAAGGGCUGCGCCUUCGACAUCCUCUCCAACGACGGCGAUAUCGUCGCCGCCUUCGCCUGGCGCACAUCCUACCUCACCUUCGAGGCCCUCAAGCACCGCGACGUCGAGAAGCAGUCGUGGAACUCUCUCCUCGUCGACUUCUGGCGCCUCUCCACCGCGCACUCGCAGUACCUCGUCGUCAAGAACUUCUACGACGCCCUGCAAUCCUCCUCCCUCACCUACGAGCUCGACUCCGUCUCCAUCACCACCAUGCACCAGCUCUUCCGCCUCUUCGCCCUCAGCACCCUCGAGAAGGAGGCCUCAGAGUUCUACUCCUCCUCCGCCCUCACAGUCCGCCAGAUCCAGCUCGUCCGCACAAAGUCGGUUAUGCAGCUCCUCGCGGACAUCAGGCCGCAUGCCCUGCGCCUGGUUGACGCGUGGCAGUUCCAUGAUUGGCAGCUGGACAGCAGUCUGGGCCGCAAGGAUGGAAAGGUUUAUGAGGAUAUGUUCUACAGGGCUAGCCAGCUGAACCCGCUGAACGGUCUGACUGUAGACCCUUACCCGGAGAGCGAUGUGUUGAUCAAGAAGGAUGAGACGAACCGUGGCCUCCAGGCUAAGUUGUAAAGUGGGGUCGAUGAAUGGUGGGGAUGUGUAUAUGGGUCGUUCUACAAGUUUUCUUUUGUUUAUGGGUUAGAUGAUUUAGACCGGUUGGGCGUGUAGAAUAAACACAGGGGCGGAGGCAUAAGGGCAUGUUUCGAUAUGUAUAUAUCACGAUACAAUAAAAUAAAUAUUUCAUAAUAGCUA
This is a messenger RNA of Pseudogymnoascus destructans, 2424 nucleotides long. RefSeq names its product fatty-acyl coenzyme A oxidase (gene POX1). Gene Ontology annotation, biological process: lipid homeostasis; fatty acid beta-oxidation using acyl-CoA oxidase. The coding region runs from base 148 to 2244 and encodes 698 amino acids. Gene Ontology annotation, molecular function: fatty acid binding; acyl-CoA oxidase activity; FAD binding. The transcript is spliced from 3 exons. Gene Ontology annotation, cellular component: peroxisome. The record is from RefSeq and is a predicted model, not a curated record. Lineage: Eukaryota; Fungi; Ascomycota; Leotiomycetes; Thelebolales; Thelebolaceae.